Xenopus laevis (African clawed frog) is the source of this 1780-nucleotide messenger RNA. It is a transcript of the gene hnmt.S, whose product is annotated as histamine N-methyltransferase S homeolog. The transcript is spliced from 7 exons. Bases 161 to 1057 code for a protein of 298 amino acids. Gene Ontology annotation, molecular function: S-adenosylmethionine-dependent methyltransferase activity; N-methyltransferase activity; histamine N-methyltransferase activity. Gene Ontology annotation, cellular component: cytoplasm. The record is from RefSeq and is a predicted model, not a curated record. NCBI's taxonomy places the organism in Eukaryota, Metazoa, Chordata, Amphibia, Anura, Pipidae.
UGCACAUACUGAGGCUGAGCCAGGGGGAGGGAGUACAGCCACAGGAAUGCUACAGUUUCUGGAUACACUCAAUGAAAGAAUCCGGCUGAGCAGUGAAGAUACUCUCUGGGCAGAAAACUGCUGAGCAGUAGAAAAGCUCAAGGAUCUUUGCAGUGUUUGAAUGCGAGGAAGAGAAAUGGAUUCCGGGCUGAGAUCUUUACUCUCCGACCACAGCAGAUAUGUGGAAUCAUUCCGGCUGUUCCUGCAAAACUCCACAGAGCACCAGUGCAUGCAGCACUUUAUUGAGACCAAGCUACCCGACAUCAUCUCAAGUAUAGGAAAUGACAAGCCGGUGAUUGACGUCCUAGGCAUUGGAAGUGGAUCAGGAGAGAUUGACCUGCAGAUGAUUGCCAAGAUACAGGCUCGAUGGCCAGGAGUCUCCAUAAACAACCAGAUUGUGGAACCAAGUGCUGAGCAAAUCCUUGGCUACAAGGAGCGUGUGGCAAAGGCCCCAAAUCUGGGAUAUGUCACCUUCUCCUGGCAUCACCAGACCUCAAGUGAAUUUGAACACAGAGUCACUGAAGAUAAACAGAUGACAAAGUAUGAUUUUAUCCAUAUGAUACAGAUGUUAUAUUAUGUAAAGGAUGUCCCAGGAACCUUAAAAUUCUUUAAAAGCUGCCUGGCACCCAAUGGGAAGCUCUUGAUCAUUCUUGUAUCAGGUAACAGUGGGUGGGCCCCACUAUGGAAGAAAUAUGGGCAGCGGCUACCUCUAAAUGACCUCUGUCUGUAUGUUACUGCGGGAGACAUUGCAGAGAUGCUUAGUUCAAUGGGCGCCCGGUUCCAGAGUCACGAACUGCAGUCGGACAUGGACAUCACUAAAUGUUUCAUCGAGGGGGACAAAAAUGGGGAACUUCUGCUGGACUUUCUGACCGAGACGUGUGAUUUUAGGAAAAAUGCUCCUGCUGAGCUCAGGGAUCAGAUUAUCUGUGACCUAAAAAGUCCCAGGUGCAGUACAACAAAGGAUGGGAAGGUUAUUUUUAACAACAACCUUAGUGUGAUUGUAGUGGAGGCGGAUUAGUUGGUCUGGAGUGGAGAACACAACCCCCUUUCCACACCAAGCUGGGGGAUCUUUAAUUUACAUAGAUUGACUGCUGUAAACCAUAGCAAACAGUCAACAGUUAUUUCCAAUGAGUCAACAGCAGUGAUUGACAGUUCCACCCUAAAAACUCAAAAAUAUCUCUAUUAUCAUGCUAUUGAGAAAAAAUGAUUUAUUAUAUCAUAUUAAAAUACAAUAAUAACCCCACACGUAGCCCAAAAUGUUUCAUGCUUCCCCAGCACUUAAUCAUAGGCAAUCUCAAAUAGGACACAUGUUUCUAUAUAUACAUUUUCAGUUAUCUGUUAUGUAUAAGUUCCAACCUGGUUGGACUAAUAUUUGGGUACAAUACCUACUAGAUACUGUUGGAAACCCAGAUUGAAGGUCAAGUUAAAGUGAGAGCUAGGAUAAACAUUGUUUAUCUCUACCAUAUAUUCAUAGAACUAUGGUUGAAUGGCUGAUACAGGAAUUUUAUGGUUUAAUGGCUGAUUCAGGAAUUUUUUAAAUGCACUAUUUGGGGACGGGUUCUGAUUAAAUUUUGGUGGUUUUGUGACUAGUGUAAUAUAACUCCAUAGAUCUGUCUAUACAAUACACAUAAUAUACCUACAUAGAAUGCACUCACAUCCAUAAUUACUAACCCAACCUACAAGCCAAGGUUUCUUAUGGCUGAUUACCUUUGUAUUAAAUAAACACUGGAUUCGAAUACUA